CUUUUGAGCCGUCUUCCCACUCUGUAAGCUGGGAGAAACGAGGAACUCAACAGGAGAAAGGGCGUGUUUGGAGUUGCCGCCGGGCGGGGAGAUCCAGCUCCGAACUUUCGCUCGACUUUCGCUCCUUGUUGAGGUUCGGUUCUUUCCGAUCGCCUUCAGCAGCGAAGGACUCAGAGGCACAGUUCCGAACUUUCCCGGGCGGUCGGCCUUUUUGCAUAAGCUGGCAGACAAACUCCAAAUCCAGCAGGAGCAACGCCAGAGCUCAAAGCAGUGCACCAAGGAGCAUCCCCUCAUUUUACCCCCUCAAGAAUCAGUUGAUGAGGUCCCAUUCAUGAGUUCAAGUAAAAGAGUGGAUUUGAAAAUCAUUAUCAUUGGAGCUUUGGGUGUAGGAAAAACUUCUCUUCUCCACCAGUAUAUUCACAAGACAUUUUAUGAAGACUAUCGCACCACCCUGGGAGCUAGUAUUUUGUCCAAAGUUAUGGAAGUGGACCACACACCACUGAAAUUGCAGAUUUGGGACACUGGAGGGCAGGAACGAUUCCGGUCUAUCGUGUCCACAUUCUACAAAGGUUCAGAUGCCUGCAUGCUGGCUUUCGAUGUCACAGAUAUGGAUUCUUUUGAGUCCUUGGGUGAUUUGAGGGAAGAUUUUCUUCAGAAGGUCAACACUGCAGGGCAAGACUUCCCAAUGGUUGUGCUGGGAAAUAAAAUUGAUCUGAAGGAUCGACAAGUGUCCAAAGAGGUGGCUUCAUCCUGGUGCAAGGAGAAGGAUAUUGCGUAUUUUGAAGUUAGUGCCAAGAAUGAUAUUAACGUUGUGCAGGCUUUUGAGACUCUGACAAGGCAAGCACUAUCAAGAUAUAAAGGGAUAAUUGAAAACUACCUAACCGAAUCUAUAAAGCUCAGUCCAGAAGACCAGCCCACAACCAAAUGUUGCUGAUAUCCCAUUUGGAAUUAUUUGACAUUUGCAUACAGUCUGAAAGUUGGCACAUGGAGCUGCUGCUGCUUGGAAAUCCUGCCCAUCAGGGUAGAAGAUGAACUGAUAUGAUAUUGCCCUCUGGCAUCCCAGCAAAGAUGGAACAGUCUGCUGGUUACUCAUCACACAGACAUUCAGGAAUCAGCAUCAAGUAUCGGGAUAAUGUUUAGCUAGCUGCAAGAGUUGUAACUCUGACCCUUACUGUAUCAGUCAGACCCUUCUGAGAUGCCACUUUGAAGUUCAGGUCCAUGUUCCAGAAGUCAGAUCCAUGAUUCUAUCUCAUGUUGAAGCUAUCUCCUAUAUGCUCUGUUGGUAAAACUACAGUAGAUAAGAUCUACAUCAUCUUGGUCCAGCUUGGUGUUUUCUAGAUAUGAUAUGGCUUAAACUCCUGGAAUUCCCAAAUGGCACUGCUGAAGGAUAAAGGCACUAGAGUGGGUUGGGGAAAGCUGAUCUAGAUAGUUCAGGCACUGCUGCUUAAAUACUAUACACAUAUGGUACAUUCCAGGUACUUAGGUGUUACGUGUACAGUAUAUCCCUCGUUUUAUUCCCACAACCACCAUGUGAGGUAUGUUGACCUGAGAGAGAGUAACUUGCCUCAAAUCGUCCAGUGAGCUUCCAUGGUAAAGAGUUGACUAGAAUCUGAGUCUGUGUAGUCUGGGUCCAACACUGAAUCCCUAGACCAACCUAUAGUGCACAGCUGGGUUUCCCCUCUCAGUUCCUGUCCUUGAAAAUGCCAUGUUAAUCUAAGAAUAUUGAUUUUGCAGCAGAAGUGCAAAACGUUUAAUAUUUGUCCACUAAUAUUACACAGAAUUGGAAAAUAGUAUCACAUAGAUAUUUAUGAUAUCUUUUGCAUGGAAAUUGAUGUUCUUGAGCAAGGAAAAUACUGUAAAACUAUAAAUGUAAGACUCCAUCUUCAGUGUUCUUAUCUUUAGAACAGGGGCGGUGCCUACUUAAAAAGCAGUUCUGCACAGAAUUUUAAAAAAAAUAUUGAAGAAAAAUAAGUAUUGGAAAAGGGAAUAUAGUGGAAUCAAUUUGUACGUGGAAAUAUAUAGCAGACAUUUGAAAAAGCGAUCUCUUUUUAAAAACAUUGUAUGCCUAGUUCUUUAUUGCCAUUGUUCAAGGACCUUGUUUUUCACUGAAAAGUUAAGAGUGCCUGAUGUGAAUUGUAUUUAUAUGGAAUAAAUUGAAGCCAUUUUCAGCAAAGAUGUUCUCACAUUGAAUCAAUAUGGAAAUUGGGAGCAUAAUCAGGCUAAUUAGUGUCCUGUGUGCCUGCUAUCUGCUUCUUUGUUGGAUAUACUUAUAAGAAGGAAGAUGUCAGGUAUUAGGAAAAAAUACUUUCUUCUUGCAAAAGUUAAUGAUGCAUGUGUAUGGAUUGAGAAACAGGGUAAAUGGCACACAAGAGAUAUAGGUCAGGUCAGGACUAGCUGAUGUAAACAUCUGUUCCUUGCUCAUAUAUUGAUUGAAUGUGUCACCUUCUUUCAAACUAAAAAAAAAGAGGCUAUACAGCUCAACCAGUGCAGACAGCAAUUGUAAUAAAAUUAUUAGUUAAUGCAGUUAAUGGAAGGGUUUUUAUUGAUUUCCAACUUGUAAAAGGACCAAAUGGAGUCUGAACUGAUAUUUCAUUGCAAGCCAGCAUGAAUUUGGGCAGGGAAACAUGAUCUUGUGAAUCUGUUCUGGAAAUAUUUUGUUGACUGUACUUCUUGAACACCUUGGAAUUCAGGUUUGGCUGGCAAGGACAGAGCUGAAUUCAUAUUUGGAUAUUGUGCUGCCAACUCAAUUAAAAUUGAAUUUAAUAGA
Molecule: messenger RNA, 2767 nt
Organism: Candoia aspera
Lineage: Eukaryota; Metazoa; Chordata; Lepidosauria; Squamata; Candoiidae
Gene: RAB7B
Product: RAB7B, member RAS oncogene family
Exons: 7
Coding region: 332-934 (200 amino acids)
Biological process (GO): endosome to lysosome transport; phagosome-lysosome fusion
Cellular component (GO): lysosome; late endosome; phagocytic vesicle
Molecular function (GO): GTP binding; GTPase activity
Source: RefSeq, a predicted model, not a curated record